Lycium barbarum (goji berry) is the source of this 2101-nucleotide messenger RNA. Its product is annotated as zinc finger protein BALDIBIS-like. The coding region runs from base 347 to 1885 and encodes 512 amino acids. Lineage: Eukaryota; Viridiplantae; Streptophyta; Magnoliopsida; Solanales; Solanaceae. The transcript has 4 exons. Gene Ontology annotation, molecular function: DNA-binding transcription factor activity. Gene Ontology annotation, cellular component: nucleus. The record is from RefSeq and is a predicted model, not a curated record.
AUAAUAGGGGAAAAAAGGGAGAGAGAAGAGAAAAUAUUCUUUCUUUUGGUAGCUACUGCCAUAGUAGUAUAAGCCAUUAUUUUUGCUACUAUAUACUAAAAUCAAACACAAACUCAGAGAAGAAGAAAAUCAAGAAGAAGAUGGAAUCAUAUAUGUAGUUGUUAUAACAACUACUGUUUGUUUUGGUUUUAAAACAAAAACAUUGUACUGUGUGUAUUCUUGGGAUUUAGCUGUUUUCAGCAAAUCUUUUGGUUUCUCCUGAAGUUGAGCUGAGCUGGUUCUUUUUUCCUUUUCAUUUUAUUUUCUACUAUACUUGGUUUAGUCCAAAUUUUGAGCUUCAAAAAAAAUGAUGUAUGGUAAUGGACUUUCUUCUAGCAGAGGUUUUAUUCAAGAUCCAAACCCUAGUAGUAAUAAUCAUCCAAACCCUAAUUCAAAUCCAGCUUCUAAUAAGAGGAAGAGAAAUCUCCCAGGAAAUCCAGAUCCAGAUGCAGAAGUGAUAGCUCUCUCACCAAAAUCCCUGAUGGCGACGAAUCGAUUCGUCUGUGAAAUCUGCAACAAGGGUUUCCAGAGAGACCAGAAUUUACAACUCCACAGAAGGGGUCACAACUUGCCAUGGAAAUUGAAGCAAAGAAACAAGGAUGAAGUGAUAAAGAAAAAAGUUUACAUCUGUCCAGAAAAAUCAUGUGUCCAUCAUGAUCCAUCAAGAGCACUAGGGGACUUAACUGGUAUUAAAAAACAUUAUUCAAGAAAGCAUGGUGAAAAGAAAUGGAAAUGUGAAAAAUGUUCAAAGAAAUAUGCAGUUCAAUCUGAUUGGAAAGCUCAUAGUAAGAUUUGUGGGACUAGAGAGUACAAAUGUGACUGUGGCACACUCUUUUCCAGAAAGGACAGCUUUAUAACACACAGAGCAUUCUGUGAUGCGCUAGCUGAAGAAAGUGCAAGAUUUACAUCAGUGCCAAAUGUUGCAGCAAAUCUUAAUAGCUUGAGAAAUCAAUUGCUGAAUGGUGGGAUUAGUAAUAAUCUCCAGCUGCAGCAGCACAUGAGUGGAAAUCCUCAAUUUGGUUCUUCAUUUAGGCCUGAAUUAAUGGGAUUGGGAUCAUUAGACCCUUCAAGUCAUCAUCAACUUAAUCUUGAUGGACAAAAACCAAGGCUACCGCUUUGGCUUCAUCAUGACAAUGCAAAUUCAGGUAACCCCAGUGACUUUUUAUCUGCACCAUCAAGCACAACAAACAGCUUGCCUCAUGAGUUAGUUCAAAUGGCACCACAUACAAACAUGUUGGGCCUGUCUUCGUCGCAGAAUAAUAAUGACAACAACAAUAAUAAUAAUCAAUGGUUCAUCAAUGGCAAUGGUGGUGGUGCCUCGUCAUCGUCGAUGCCACGAGUGCUAAAGGAAGAAGAAGAGAACAAAACUAUUAGCAUGUAUUACAAUAAUAGCCAGCAACAAGAAAUAACAACUCCACCAGCAGCUCAUAUGUCAGCAACAGCACUAUUGCAAAAAGCAGCCCAACUUGGAUCAACAAGGAGCAGCAGCAGCAAUUCACCGCUCUUUAGCAGUCAAUUUGGGCUCAUGGCCUCAUCUAGCCUUAGUAAUUUGAACAACUUGAUGAUGAAUAAUUCUUCAUCAGGUGCUUCAAAUGUGGCUACUAUUGACAAUAUUCAGGGAAAUGGCCUGCUAAUAGGGGCCACAAAUUCAUCUUCUUUAGUGGGAAACAAUUCAAAUACUUUGAUGAUGAUGCAAAGUAAAGGGAAGCAGGUAAAUAUUCCUAGUGGGAAUAUUGAAGGUAAUUUAACAAGGGAUUUUCUUGGUGUUGGAGGGACUGAGAAAAGGUCAUUUUUGCAACAAAGUCAUGAGCUGGCCGAGUUUCGUAAUAAUUCUGGGAUAUUUUAGUAGGUUACUAGAUUUUUUUCCUUUAAUUGGAAUCGUAAGAUGUUCAAGAAAAAAAAGAGAAUAGAAAGCAAUAAUUUUUAGAGAUCUUGUGAAUUGUGGGGGCCAGGGAAGGGACUUGACAAAAAGCGACAUGGCUUUUAACUCCACAUUUGUAUUAUUUUGCUGCAUGUAGAAAGAUUUUUACCCUUUUCAAGAAAAAAGAGCUUUUUAGUGUUA